Lipotes vexillifer (Yangtze River dolphin) is the source of this 869-nucleotide messenger RNA. RefSeq names its product transmembrane p24 trafficking protein 3 (gene TMED3). NCBI's taxonomy places the organism in Eukaryota, Metazoa, Chordata, Mammalia, Artiodactyla, Lipotidae. The record is from RefSeq and is a predicted model, not a curated record. The coding region runs from base 129 to 788 and encodes 219 amino acids. The transcript has 3 exons.
UCCGGAAGCGCAGCGCCCAGCAAGCGCCACGUCUGUCCCUGCACCUUAUCCCUGGUCCCCCAGCCACCGUCCCACCCGCGCGGAGCGCACGCCCGAGCCGCGGCCCACGGGACUGGACCGGGAGCAUCAUGGGCAGCGUGGCCUCGCGCUCCGCCUGCGCGCUGCCCCUUCUGCUGCUGCUGCUGCUGCUGCAGGCGGAGCGGCCGGGGGGCGCGGAGCUCACCUUCGAGCUUCCUGACAACGCCAAGCAGUGCUUCCACGAGGACGUGGAGCAGGGCGUGAAGUUCUCCCUGGAUUACCAGGUCAUCACUGGAGGCCACUACGACGUUGACUGCUAUGUGGAGGACCCCCUGGGGAACACCAUCUACAGGGAAACCAAGAAGCAGUAUGACAGCUUCACACACCAGGCUGAGGUCAAGGGCGUUUAUCAGUUUUGCUUCAGUAACGAGUUUUCCACCUUCUCUCACAAGACCAUCUACUUUGACUUUCAAGUGGGCGACGAGCCCCCCAUUCUCCCAGACAUGGGCAACAGAGUCACGGCUCUCACCCAGAUGGAGUCCGCCUGUGUGACCAUCCACGAGGCUCUGAAGACGGUGAUUGAUUCUCAGACGCAUUACCGGCUCCGGGAGGCCCAGGACAGGGCCCGGGCUGAAGACCUGAAUAGCCGAGUCUCUUACUGGUCUGUUGGUGAGACGAUCGCGCUGUUCGUGGUCAGCUUCAGCCAGGUGCUGCUGCUGAAAAGCUUCUUCACAGAAAAACGACCCGUCAGCAGGAUGGUCCACUCCUAGUUGGGGCGCUCUGCUCCCAGGCCCCUCACACCCCAGGACGGAGCAGCUCCCUUUGGUCACAGGCUCCUGGGGCUGGUGGGU